This is a messenger RNA of Papaver somniferum (opium poppy), 2407 nucleotides long. RefSeq names its product AP-5 complex subunit mu-like. Gene Ontology annotation, cellular component: AP-type membrane coat adaptor complex; cytosol; lysosome. The coding region runs from base 253 to 2163 and encodes 636 amino acids. NCBI's taxonomy places the organism in Eukaryota, Viridiplantae, Streptophyta, Magnoliopsida, Ranunculales, Papaveraceae. The transcript has 8 exons. Gene Ontology annotation, biological process: endosomal transport. The record is from RefSeq and is a predicted model, not a curated record.
UUCUGGAUUAAAAAAUAAAAAUUCUUACAUUCAAAGAAAUUUUUCAGAUCAUAAGUGGAGUUUCUAGAGAGACAGAGAGAGGGAAGAAAUCUAUGGCUAAUUGUAGCAUCAGAGCUAUAUGGAUCCUUAAUAAUCAAGAUACAGUCGUCUUCAAUAGGUAUUUUUAAAACCCUUUCUCCCUCUCCCUCUCUAUCUCUUUCUAUUCAGAUCAUAAGUGGAGUUUCUAGAGAGACAGAGAGAGGGAAGAAAUCUAUGGCUAAUUGUAGCAUCAGAGCUAUAUGGAUCCUUAAUAAUCAAGAUACAGUCGUCUUCAAUAGGAGAUUUUCUGUGGUGGAGAGACGAUGGAGAUUAGCUUGUAAAAGAGAAAAUGAAAAUUCUAAUGGUGAUAAUAAACAAAUAUCACCAUCACUUCCUGAUGAUUCCGAGUUUACUACUGCAUUCAUCGAGAGAAAGAAGAGAGAGGGUUCAUCCCGUGGUUUUGGCUUUCGCGUUGUUCAGUCCAGCGAAGGAUCAGACUCAUGGGUAGAUGAUCCGAUUACACACCAUAUAAUUAGCCUUCAUAUUAAUAAAGAAGAAGAGGAAGGAGAAAAAUACUUCCUAUGGCCAUUGGUUUUGCACAUAAGGAACCCUUAUUGCAUUCUUAUAUUACCUUUAGUUGAGCCCAGACAUUUGAAAUCUUAUGAAAGGAUGUGUAACAGAUCCGAUUGUGGGAGUUGUAUUAGAGAAGAGGAAAGUCUACCUUCACUGCUGCUUGAUCUUCCAUGCAUCACAGGGUCAUUUAUGGUGGCACAUACAAUUGGAGAUGUAAUAACUGGUGAUUCUGUGGAACCUGAGGUACUUGCAAGUGUAGCUCCCUCAGUUGGUGGGUUACUAGAUUCAUUAACUGGUAGUAUAGGAAUUCCGAGCAUGACCGCAAGGGCAAAGCCGGUAGCUGCCCCAGUUGCAGUUCCAAACUCGUCAGGUGGUAUAUCUGGAGGUGCUACAUCAGACGCUUCAAAAAUUAGCUCGAGGCUUGCUGACCGAGAUGCACUUUGUACAUUCAUUAGUAGCGCAAUGCCAUUUGGGACACCCUUGGACCUCAACUAUUCAAAUAUUUCUGCUGUUAAAGUGAAUGGCUUUUCUUCUACGGAUACACCUCUCGUAGACAUGAAGCAACCAGCUUGGAAGCCGUACCUUUACAGAGGGAAGCAGAGAAUACUGUUCACAAUUCAUGAAACAGUUUAUGCUUCGAUGUAUGAUCGGGAUGACAUCCCAGAUUCCAUAUCAGUUUCAGGUCAGGUGAACUGCCGGGCAGAGUUGGAAGGACUACCUGAUGUUUCUUUACCUUUGAAUGGGUUGAGUACAUCCCACCUAGAGGUUUUAUCGUUUCACCCAUGUGCACAAAUUUCGGAGCACGGUGUAGAUAAACAAGCAAUGAUGUUUUCUCCACCAGUUGGAAAUUUCAUUUUGAUACGCUAUCAAGGUUUUUGUGGUCUUGGACCUCCGGUUAAAGGGUUUUACCAGCUUUCCAUGGUGUCAGAAGAUGAAGGUGCAUUUUUGUUUAAGUUGCGCCUGAUGGAAGGUUACAAGUCUCCCAUAACAAUGGAAUAUUGUACUCUUACAAUGCCCUUCCCUAGAAGAAAAAUUAUAUCUUUUGAUGGAAAUCCUUCUAUUGGGACCAUAUCAACAACAGAGAAUUCAGUUGAAUGGAAGAUCGUAACAAUUGGACGUGGUAUCAGUGGGAAAAGUAUUGAAGCAACCUUUCCUGGAACAAUCAAGUUUGCUCCAAAGACAAUUCAAAAGCUUUCAGCCUUGUCUAGACCAGCUCAUGGACUUAUUACUGAAGAUGACAGUGACGAAGAGUCAGAAAAUAUUAACAAUAUUGCAAACAUAGAAGACUUCUUAUUGGAGAAAAUGAACAAGGACCUCCCUCCAGUUGAUUUAGAGGAGCCGUUUUGUUGGCAGUCAUAUAAUUAUGCAAGGGUGUCUUUCAAGAUCUCGGGGGCAACAAUGUCAGGAAUGUCGAUUGAUCCAAAAUCUGUAACUGUGUAUCCAACUGUGAAGGCACCAGUGGAGUUCACAACUCAGGUUUCAUCUGGAGAUUACAUCUUGUGGAACACUUUAGGUAAAUGCCCAUUUGUUGCUACUGCUCCAAGGGAACAACUACAGCAACAGCAAAAAUAGGAAAAUUCAUUAUGUUUGUAAUGUAAUUUAUUAGCAUAAGAGAUAUCCUAUUAUGUUUUACCUUCUGUACUAUGGAAUCGACCUUGUUGGCUGUGUUUUAAAGAGUGGUAGUACUAAAAUAAGAUGCCGUUAUUUUCUGUAUUGAGAUGAAAUAUUACAAAGGGUUGAUCCCCGAGUUUUAUGUAAAAUGCCUUCAUUGCAAACAAUAGUAUUGCCUUAUCAAGGAACGACAAUCUUUUAUCUU